AUGAUGAAAUUCGCCGCCCUCUCUGCUGCCCUUCUUGCUGGCUCCGCCGCGGCCUUUGCGCCUGCUCAACAGUCUGGACGUGGUGUUGUAUCUCUGAAUGCGGAACGCAGCAAAGCCCUUCCUUUCAUGAACCGUCCUCCUCUUCUUGACGGAUCCAUGGCCGGAGAUGUUGGUUUCGACCCCCUUGGUCUUUCCAGCAUUGACGAGGUUGGAAUCGAUCUCUACUGGCUCCGUGAAGCCGAGAUCAAGCACAGCCGUGUUGCCAUGAUGGCCGUUCUCGGAAUGGUCCAAGUCGAGCUUUUCGGACCUGCUCCUGGUUGCGAACCAUGCACAGCCAAGAACCAAGUGGAUGCCUUCGGGCAAUUCUGGGACUUGCACCCACAAUACAUUGCCUUCGGCGUCAUCUUCAUUGGAAUUGUUGAAAUGAUCUCCGGAAUCGCCACCACAAGUGGACGAGAGAGUGGAGAACGUGAACCUGGUGACUUUGGAUUCGACCCUCUUGACUUUGGAUCUGGUGAUCCCGCCAAGUUCGAGCGCCUGAAGGCACAAGAAAUUGCCAAUGGACGUCUCGCUAUGUGGGCUGCUGCUGGAGAAAUCAUGCAAGGAAUGACCACAGAUGAGGGUGCCGUUGGAAACUUGGUUUCUUCCUUGAAGGAUAACGCCUUCUAA
Molecule: messenger RNA, 669 nt
Organism: Seminavis robusta
Lineage: Eukaryota; Bacillariophyta; Bacillariophyceae; Naviculales; Naviculaceae
Source: the annotation of a GenBank genome assembly